Parathielavia appendiculata is the source of this 2562-nucleotide messenger RNA. Its product is annotated as glycoside hydrolase family 67 protein. The transcript has 2 exons. Gene Ontology annotation, biological process: xylan catabolic process. Gene Ontology annotation, cellular component: extracellular region. The record is from RefSeq and is a predicted model, not a curated record. Bases 1 to 2562 code for a protein of 853 amino acids. NCBI's taxonomy places the organism in Eukaryota, Fungi, Ascomycota, Sordariomycetes, Sordariales, Chaetomiaceae. Gene Ontology annotation, molecular function: alpha-glucuronidase activity.
AUGCGGAGCUUACUUCUGCUCGCGGCCGUCGGCCUGGCCGCCGCUGAGGACGGCCUCAAUGCCUGGUUGCGGUACGCCCGGAUCGACAGGGCGGGACAUUGCCAGGGCAAGCUUCCCUCGACCAUUGUCACCUUGAACGCCACGGAGGGCUCCCCAGUUUACACGGCCGGCCAGGAGCUCUCCAAGGGCUUCAACGGCAUCGUCGGCAAGAAAGUCGACGUCGACAGCAUCACCACGAGCAGCCGCGGGCACCACUCGCGGGACACCAAUGCCACAGUUGGCACCAUCGCGGCCUACGUCGACAGCAACCCCGGCGCUGCAGCCCGCCUCCCGGAGCUGAUCGACGAUGGCUUCUACCUCAGCGUCUCUCACGGAAGCAUCCUAAUUCUCGGCCAGAACGAGCGUGGCGCUCUGUACGGCGCCUUCCACUACCUCUCCCGGCUCGCCCAGGGCGACUGCUCCGACUUCACCCUGACCUCGAACCCCGGCGCGCCGAUCCGCUGGGUGAACCAGUGGGACAACAUGCAGGAUGGCGGCACCCACGGCAGCGUCGAGAGAGGCUAUGGCGGCAAGUCCAUCUUCUUCUGGGACGGCAAGGUUCGCGACGACCUGACCCGCGCGGGCCAGUAUGCUCGCCUGCUGGCCUCGAUCGGCAUCAACGCCGUGGUCGUCAACAAUGUGAACGCCGACCCCAAGACUUUGACCCCGGCCAACAUGGACGGCCUGGCGAGAAUUGCCAACGCCUUCCGCCCGUACGGUGUGCAGCUCGGCUUGUCGCUCAACUUUGCUUCUCCUCAAACCCUCGGCGGACUCUCGACCUUUGACCCCCUGGAUCAGAGCGUCAUCACUUGGUGGCAGGGCAUCACCGACGCUCUCUACCAGAGGAUUCCCGACAUGGUAGGCUACCUGGUCAAGGCCAACUCGGAAGGUCAGCCGGGUCCCAUGACUUACAACAGGACGCUGGCCGACGGCGCCAACAUGUUUGCCCGCACUCUGAAGCCCCACGGCGGCAUCAUCCUGUUCCGCGCGUUCGUCUACGACCACCGCACGCUCAACCAGACGCUCGACUGGAAGGCCGACCGUGCCAACGCUGCCGUCCACUACUUUGACGGUCUCGACGACAAGUUCGACGACAACGUUGCCAUCCAGGUCAAGUACGGCCCCAUCGACUUCCAGGUCCGCGAACCCGUCUCCCCACUCUUCUCGCACCUGCGCAAGACGGGAUCUGCCAUCGAGCUGCAGAUCAGCCAGGAGUACCUCGGCCAGCAGGCGCACCUGGUGUACCUGGCGCCCAUGUGGAAGGAGAUUCUCGAUUUUGAUUUCCGCGUCGACGGCAAGCCGUCUACGACGGCCGACAUUAUCAGCGGCCGGCGCUUCCCGCGAAAGCUGGGCGGCUUUGCGGGCGUCGUCAACGUCGGCACCAACACGACCUGGCUCGGCAGCCACCUGGCCAUGUCCAACCUGUACGCCUACGGCAAGCUCGCCUGGGACGCGAAGGCCUCGCCCGAGGGCGUGCUCAAGGAGUGGAUCAGGCUGACCUUCAGCGACGACCACAAGGUCAUCGACGUCAUUACCAAGAUGUCGAUGGCCUCGUGGCCCGCCUACGAGAACUACAGCGGCAACCUGGGCAUCCAGACGCUGACCGACAUCCUCCUCGGCCACUACGGCCCCAACCCGGCCUCGCAGGACGGCAACCCUUGGGGCCAGUGGACGCGCGCCGAUGCCGACUCGAUCGGCAUGGACCGCACCGUCUGGAACGGCACUGGCUUCGCGGGGCAGUACCCGCCCGAGAUCGCGGCCAAGUACGAGAAGCCCGAGACGACGCCGGACAACCUUCUGCUGUGGUUCCACCACGUGCCCUACACGCAUAAGCUCAAGUCUGGCAAGACGGUCAUCCAGCACUUCUACGACGCGCACUACGAGGGCAGCGCCACGGCGCAGACCUUCCCGCAGCUGUGGCGCAAGCUCGAGGGCCGCCCCGGCAUCGACAAGGAGCGGUUCGAGCACGUGCUGUACCGGCUGGUCUACCAGGCGGGCCAUUCGCUGGUCUGGCGCGAUAGCAUCAACAUGUUCUACUUCAACAAGUCCUCCAUCGCCGACGUCCACGGCCGCGUGGGGAACCACCCAUACCGGAUCGAGGCCGAGGCCAUGACGCUGCAGGGGUACAAGCCCUACCAGGUCUCCCCUUUCGAGGCGGCCAGCGGGUUCCGGUGCAUCGUGACCGAGACCAACUCGACGCAGGGCACGGCCAGCACGGUGCUGGACAAGGUCAAGACGGGCAAGUACGACGUGGCGGUCAACUACUACGACAUGGCGCUGGGCAAUGCCACGUGGGAGCUGUACAUUGGCAACGACCGCGUCGGCAAGUGGAAGGGCGACCUCGAGUAUAACUUAGGACGGGCUCCCUCGCCGUACAUUGACGGCCAGACGGCGACGCGGAUCACGUUCCCUGGCGUCAAGAUCAAGAAGGGGAGCACCCUCAAGAUUGUGGGCACGCCGGAUGGGCUGGAGCCGGCGCCGGUGGAUUACAUCUCGAUUUUGCCAGAAGGAAUUGUUGACUAG